Molecule: messenger RNA, 2170 nt
Organism: Gambusia affinis (western mosquitofish)
Lineage: Eukaryota; Metazoa; Chordata; Actinopteri; Cyprinodontiformes; Poeciliidae
Product: LIM/homeobox protein Lhx8-like
Exons: 8
Coding region: 329-1363 (344 amino acids)
Biological process (GO): regulation of transcription by RNA polymerase II; forebrain neuron development; neuron differentiation
Cellular component (GO): nucleus
Molecular function (GO): RNA polymerase II transcription regulatory region sequence-specific DNA binding; DNA-binding transcription factor activity, RNA polymerase II-specific
Source: RefSeq, a predicted model, not a curated record
AGUGAUAAACAGACUCAGCUGCGCGUGAACCAGUUCAUUGAACGCCAGUUCUCAUUUUUAAAGAGAGAUUUGAUAAAAAAAUAAUAAAAUAAUAAUAAUAAUAUGACCAAUAGAAAUAAGUUAGUACCGGUCAACGUCUCAACCAAAACAAUGACCUUUACUUAUUGUUAAUAAACGACAGCAAUAAACACUUUCAAGGUUUUUUUUUUUUUUUUUUUCGUUGUCCACCAUGGGUCGUUAUUAAUGUAAGCGACCAGGUCACAGAGGAAAUAUUAGGAGGACGUCACCUUACAUGUUCAUUUAGUCCUCUGGGCUAGUGGCACACACCAUGUCGGAGGGAGAUACACUCACAGCGGAUGAUUUUUUCUCUCAGCUGCACCAGGAGAACGCCUUUUACGACACAGGUUCUUCUGGGGCUGAUGAUAUUUUUGAAGAAGACUCCUACUCUCCUUCCUCUCUCUCGUCUUCCUCCUUGCCAUCUGUCCCUCCAUCUACAUCCCACCAGGUGAAGAUCCCUUGCGCCUCCUGUGGGCAAGAAAUUGUGGACAGAUACCUUCUCAAGGUGAACGACUUGUGCUGGCACAUGACAUGUCUCGCAUGCAGCGUAUGUAAAACGUCACUGGGGCGACACGUGAGCUGUUAUGUGAAAGACAAACAGGUUUUCUGCAAACUUGACUACUUCAGGAGGUAUGGCACUCGUUGUGCACGUUGUGGCCGGAACAUCCAUUCUACUGACUGGGUGCGCCGUGCAAGAGGAAGCACCUUCCACUUGGCGUGUUUCUCCUGCUCCUCGUGUAAGCGGCAGCUCUCUACUGGAGAGGAAUGUGGACUGGUGGAGAACAGGGUCUUCUGUCGAAGUCACUAUGACAUAAUGAUGGAGAAUCUCAAACGUGCUAAGGAGAAUGAGCAACCCAAAUUGGACGAUGACCUGGCCAACCAAGAUGAUCCGAGUGCAAUUCCCCGACCAGCAAAGCGGGCCAGGACCAGCUUCACUGCUGACCAGUUACAGGUGAUGCAAACCCAGUUUGCUAAAGAUAAUAACCCAGAUGCUCAGACUCUGCAGAAGCUGGCAGAGAGGACAGGUCUUAGCCGCAGAGUAAUUCAGGUUUGGUUUCAGAAUUGCCGAGCUCGUCAAAAGAAACACAUUGGCCCAAUCCAGCCCUCUUCAGCCAUGAUGACAUCAUUUGGUCCUAGUCAGCUUACUCCACCUUUGAUGGAGGAUCUACAAUAUACAACCUAUCUUUCUCCUGACACACCACUUCUCACUACUCUGACUUAUAUGGAAGUUCAAACUCCGGACCAACUUUUGCUUCAGCCGCUCAUGUCAAAUUCACUGUCACAGCUCCCAAUCAGCCACUCCUGAAUACCAUUACAUAGAAAAUGAGUCUAAGAGGUUGAAGAAAUACUCUAGUGGAAAUCAAUUAUUUGUCUAUAAAAGUCUUUACAGGUGUGUAAGGGGUGAAUGGGUAACUACCGUAUAAGAUAAGAGCACUAAUCUUCCAAUAUCACUUGGUCACUGUAGAAAGAAAGAAUAAACUGGUAAAGUCAAUGGCUUGAUUUAACUUAUUCAUGGAGUCACAAGAGAAGUUGUUAAAAUAUUAAUGUUUUCAAGAUGAAACUUCUGUUUAUAUGUACGUUAUGAAUUUUUGUGUAUUUAAUUUAUCAGAAUAUAUGAAAUCUGGCACUUUGUUAUUGAAUAUAAAAUUACUUUAGUUUUAUAUGCAUUUGCUUUUGCUACGAAUGUAAAGAGAGGGUCAGCAGCUACAAUGUGGAAAUUAAAUGGUUUGAUUUUUCUUCGUAUUGAAACUGUCGGCAGUUACUGGACUAUAUCGCACUACAAAUUGAAACCACUGGAGAAUGUACCCGAGGAGAAAAUUACAUUUCUGUUUUUCUUUUUAAAACUGUAGAUCUGUACAAAGCAUGAGCAAUUAAUGGAACAAUAAAUUUAGGCUCUGUUUAUUUGGCAAAGAUUGUUUUAGAGUGCUAUAACUGUCGGCUAAUGUAUUCCAAGUGUCAAAUAUUUGCAUUAUAUAUAUUAAUGUAAUGUUCAGUUAGUUGAACAGGCUCUUUGGCUGCAGAUUCUUGCAGCAGACACAAAUGACAUUGCUUAAAAGGUUAAAUGUCACAGAGAAAUGGAAGCAUGGAUGUGGAAGAAAAGAAAAUUGUCAAA